AUGAAGAAGUUUUUGCAAAACAAAAAAGGCCGAUACUCUUUUCGGCAGAGCAAACGGGGCUCUCGGUAUCCAUCUAAAGAUUUCUUCCUCAGCAUGCCGUCGUCCAACCAGGGCUGGCCUGAGGAGUUCGGCUUCCAGCUGGGUGGGAAUGGACCCAGCUACAUUCUGUCUGUGGAGGAGGGCAGCAGUGCCCACCUGGCGGGGUUGCAGGCCGGGGACCAGGUCCUGGAGAUCGAGGGCCACAAUGUGUCAACACUGGGUCCCCAAGCUGUCAUCGCCAUCGCCCAGACUCAGAAGAACAUCCCUCCCAGUAUCGGAGUGGUGUCCCGCAUACAGCAGAUGGACAUCAUACCCGGUCCGGACGGUCGUUUCGGGUUCACCAUUGUGGGAGACUGCCCCCUGCUGGUAGAGGACUGCUCGCCUUGCUCUCCAGCCGGCCGCGCAGGUCUGAGGGCCGGGGAUUACGUCAUGGAGGUCAACGGCAUCCCCGUCAGGCAGCACGAAAUGGCUGCGGCGCUGAUCAAGGCCUCCCAGGGGAGGACGCUCCGUCUGGGGGUGCUGUGCCUUGCCCCAAGGCAGAAACACAGUAUCAGUAUAGAGGACAGUCAGCUGGGAGUAGAAGGGGCGAGACUGGAUCGUAAACAUAAAGCUCUGGAGUUCAACAGGAAGGUUGAGCAGAUUCUAGGUGAUGAGCCUGAAGUCAAAGAGAAACUGUUCAACGUGCUGAAGCAGUACGCAACAGAGAAGAGAGUUGAGUGGUUGGCCUCCGCCCUGCCCGACAUACUCACAACUGAUGAGCAUCGACAGCUCAUCUCCAGCAUCAGAAUCUUCAUUCCCAAGAAGCACCGGCAGCGCUUCGACGAGGCCGUGUCCCAGAACGUGAUCAACCGACUCUGCCGCAGCAAGAGCAUCAGCGAGCCCCAUGGAAGAAUCCGCCGCAGUCGGAGCGAGGAUCACUCUGAGCGCCACCACGGGUCCAAACGGGCCAGCUCGGUGCCAAGAGAUGGAGAACCUGGAGGGAGGGGUGAGACGGAGAGAGAGAGAGGUUUAAGGAAGGCUGUCUCUGGGAUGCCAGCGCAUCCCCCCAUCGGACCUAAUCAGAGGGUCAUUCGUGUCUACAGGGGGAAGAAGAACUUCGGCUUCACGCUGCGAGGUCACGCUCCCGUCUGCAUCGACUCUGUUAUCCCAGAUAGUCCUGCCGAGGAAUGUGGACUGAAACCAGGGGACCGUAUCCUCUUCCUCAAUGGACUGGAUAUGAGGAACUGUUCCCAUGAGAAGGUGGUGUCCAUGCUGCAAGGCAGUGGGGCGAUGCCCACUCUGGUGGUGGAGGAGGGUCCUUCUGACUCAGACCAAACAGACCCAGAGGAGUCUCCAAGCCUGGCCCCCACCACGUUACCGCGCUCCAGGUCUCCGGCCCUUAGCUCUCUGCAGUGGGUGGCAGAGAUUCUUCCACCGAGCAUCAGAGUCCACGGGCGGACCUUCAGCCAGCAGCUAGAGCACCUGUUGACCAUCCAGGAGAGGUACACAGUCUGCAAGGCCCUGGAGACCUUCUUUCAGCACAGGAAUGUGGACACUCUGAUAGUGGACGUGUUUCCAGUGUUGGACACUCCGGCCAAACAGCUGAUCUGGCAGUUCAUCCACCAGCUUCUGACCUACGACGAGCAGGAGCGCUGCCAGAGCAAGCUGUCACGCUUCCUGGGUUUUAAGAGCAGUGCGGUGUUGGAGCCUGAUGUAGGUCCCGAGCACCACCGGCGGAGCAGCUCAAUGCGUGUGACGGGGACGUCGUACCGCGGCUGCGUCCGAGAGAGGAGCUCUGAUGACUGCAUCAUCGGGACUCACCUGGGAAUGGGAAUUCAUGUGGAUGAAUCUGGGAGCCAGGAGGAGAGGCAGUCAGGAGAUGGGACCUCCUUCCCCGAGUCCCCUGACCUCAAUCAUAUGACAGGUGUGUACACGGAGCUGGAGAACGUGUACGCAGGGAAGAGUGUGUCACCACUGCAGUGUGGCUCCUCAGCAGAGCCCGAGGGCCCGGGACAGACUGAGGCCUACGGGCGCUCUCUCUCCCCCCUCACACUCCCGCCUCUCACAGGUAAUCGUAAAUCUGGCCUGUCCCUUUCCUGGAAGGAGCCUCUCCCCACUCCUGUGUAUGAGAUCCACCACCAGAGCAGUGUGGACUCCAACCCCUACGUCAGCCUGGAAAGCCCCCCCGCCUCCCCUCAGCACUCGGAUGGCGGCCCCAACACGCUGACCCGCCGCAAGAAGCUGUUCACAUUUUCCCGCCCGCCUCGCAGCCGGGACACAGACAAGUUCCUGGACGCUUUGAGCGAGCAGCUGGGCCACCGGGUGACUCUGGUGGAUGACUUUGUUCCCGGGGAGAACGACUAUGAGGAGAUAUAUCAAGGUGGUUGUCAUGGUUUCAGAAGAAGAGGGGUGCCUAUGAGUUUCCAGGAGGACCAGGACAUGGGCUUCAUGCCCCGGCAGCUCAGCAGUGGCAGCAGUGAGGAUCACAGUAGCAGCGACGAAGCCUCCUCUCCCUCCUACUCUUCAGGAUCUGAACCCAUCCCACCGCCUCCCACCCAGAGCCCCCCUCCUCCCCCGCCUUUCCAGUCUCUUAUACCGCCUCCUUCGGGAACACAGCGACCCUCUUUGCAAUGUGAAAACAACAGACUUAAAUCCUCCACUUCUUCCUCCCUCCUCCUCCUCCCUGCAGCCAUCCUCAUCGCCCAUCUGAAGCUCUCCACCGCCGAGCUGCGUCAGGUCUUGAUGAACAUGACCACGGACAGGCUGGAGUCCGCUCACAUCAAGCAGCUGCUGCUCUACGCUCCGGACGACGAAGAGGUCAAACAGUACGAGCAGUUUGACCAGGACCCGGCCAAACUGAGCGAGCCCGACCAGUUCAUCUUCCAGAUGCUGAUGGUGCCUGAGUAUAAGACCCGUCUGCGGAGCCUCCACUUCAAGACGACCCUGCAGGAGAGGACGGAGGAGAUGAAGGUUGCAUACGAUUACAUCUACAAGGCCUCAGUGGAGCUGAAAAGCAGCAAGAAACUGGCCAAAAUCCUGGAGUUUGUACUUGCAAUGGGGAAUUACCUGAACAAUGGCCAGCCCAAGAGCAACAAGACAACCAGUUUUAAGAUCAACUUCCUAACUGAGCUAAGCACGACCAAAACAGUAGACGGGAAAUCCACCUUCCUCCACAUUCUGGCCAAGUCCCUGUGCCAACACUUCCCCGAGCUGCUCAACUUUUCCAGAGACCUUACAACAGUGCCUCUGGCAGCCAAGGUGAACCAGAAGGCUAUCACUGCAGAGCUGAGUGACCUUCACACCACCAUCCAGGACAUCAGGACGGCCUGCAUGAAGAUCCCGCCCACCUCUGAGGACCACUUCGCCUCCGUCAUGAGCAGCUUUUUGGAGAACAGCCACCCUGCGAUCCAGUCACUGGAGUCCCUGCAGACCCGAGCGAUGGAGGAGUUCUCCAAGGUGGCCUCCUACUUCGGAGAGGACGGCAAGUCCACCAGAACAGAGGCCUUCUUCGGCAUCUUUGCGGAGUUCAUCUCCAAGUUUGAGAGAGCUCUCAAUGAGACCCAGACUCCAGAAAACCCCAGAAGCCCCAGACUGUCUUCCCCUCUGGCCUGGUAGAAGCAAGAAAUGCAGGCGGAUGUGUCGGGCCAAAACCGACAGGCUGGUCGGCUCCAUUUUCACUCUGCUCUCCACAACCAAAGUGCCAAGAUCACACACAGAGACACUCAAACCAACGGGAACAGAGACCACGUCAUCUAUAGCAAAACAGAAUGGAUUUACACUGUAUCUAUCUGUAGGUAACCACAACAGUUGAUGAGUGCCCACGUGUGCGCAUUGCUGUUAUUUCAGGUGCUGGGUAGAGCAGGAACAUUCAGGUGUCCGCAGGUCAACAGGAACUCACCGCACACUGACGACUCGAACCAGUCUUUUACAUUAUUUACAUCUCCUUUGAACACACAUUACACAGACACAUUAGAGGAAGCAUCCAUGUACAUUUGAUCGACUGCAUCUCGAUGCUACAUUAAAAUGAGAUGUAAGUAAUGAAAACAACUGGUCUGAAUAUUUACAGAUUACUCACUAUGUUUAAUAUAUGACUAUAUAAAGUUUAUAUUUUCUAUCAGAUCAUAUUUGAAAAUUGUAAAGAUUAAGCGUAGAUGUAGGCUGAUGACAGUUAUCUGGAAUCAAGGUGAUUCACAAGUGUAGUUUAGUUUUUAGAGCCAGGCGGAGCUGCUCGGAGUAUUUGAUCGGACUGUUCGUACAGUGGUGCACUCACUGCCUCCCAUACAGCCCGAUUUGAUUUAAAAAUAGUGGAUAUUGCAGGUUUGUUUUCCAACAUUAUGUAUCCACAUUGCUGAUCUAGACUUACAGAUGUGGUCAUUCUCAUCUAACCUACUGUGAAUUUAAAGGGCAUCUAUUAUGGGGAUUAUAAUAACAUAAAAAAAAAAAAAAACGAUUUUCUCUCCCUUUACAGUUAAAAGUCCAAGUUAUCCACACCCAGCUCUGGUUGACUGUUGUCCUUUGCAGGGGACAUAUUACAUCUAAUUUACUACUUCAUUACUACAUACAUGUCAUUUACUAUGGAAGAAAAACAAGGUCAUAAAGAUUUACAUUUUUAAAUAACGGUAUACAUAAUUGUGAAUCUUAACCACUAAUCUGAUUUUUAAUAUUACAAUUGUAAUGUAAUUUAUAACAUUUAAAUAUUAAAUAUAUCUAUUUGAAUUUGAAUGGUUUGAUUUACCCUUUUUCAGUUGGUAAUUUUCAAGUUGUGCAAUUUCAAAAAGUCGAUUUGAAGUUUCCUUUUUUAUGGUUCACUAAUUGAAGUAGAAAAUUAAUUAAUCCAUUAUUCACAAUCUGUUUUCAAGUUACUCGUGCAGCUGGUUAUUUUCUGAUCUAAAGUCAGGUUACUUAAAUCCUAUUGGUGAAAUUCUGAUAUCAAAUUCAAGAUAAAAAAAAUGUAACAUAAGCAAAGAAGCCUUAAGGGCCACUGUCCUAUCAGGUUAUAGUCAUAGUUCUUAGUCUUGUGAUCCAAGAAAUAAAAGUUCAGAUAACUGGAAACACCACCCAACUACAUUUUAUAUCUGAGUUGUGAGACUUGAAAAGAAAGUUUAUUUAUUAAUUUUCAAAAAAGGGAAAUUCAAACCAAAUAAAUGGUAAUAUAGAUGGUAAUAUUUCAGUGGUAUUUAAAGUUAGCAUUCUGUAUUCAUUUAAAUUUCACAGUUAUGUAUUAAGUUGCUUAAAUUUAAAUUUUUUUGCCCUGACUUGGCUUCCAUAAUUUUUAGCAGUCUGUUGCUUUUAGACGACAGUGAGUCCAUAGAAAAAAUGGCAUUAGCUACCUUACUCCUGAAAACCAGUGGGCGGUCAGGGUUAACCUUAGCUUUCAGCUCCCUAUACAAAUGUGAUCAAGGAUGAAGACAUGAUUACAUUGUUUUGCUUUAGUGGCUAAAACAUGAGGUCAUCCACCUUUACCUUUAUUUCCCCCCUGAUCGUGAACAGCCACUGACAUCAGGCCAGUUUACACCACAUGAACUCGGUAGCCUCUGAAGAGGCUGUCAGCCAUUCAGCUGACAGCUAUCAUUCAUUGUGAUUCUUCUGCCUGUGUGGGCUUCAUUCAAUAACACACAUUUAUUUGCAAAACAUGAUUCAGAAGAACAAUGUGGCACCUUUCACAGGGCGGUAACACUGACUGCUAAGCACAUGCUGAUAUUUGGCUCAAAAAUCAUCUGUUUUAGAGAACAUGUGGGUGGAACAGCACAUCUUUUCCAACAAUUAGUGUCUUCUCUUUGUCGGUGCAGAAAGAUAAGAGGCAGGUUUAAUCUGAAAAGGCUGAGCUGUGUGCGUCUGGCAGAGAGGACGACUAAUAGUUCUGCACUUUGUCGAGUGUUUCCGGAGCAUUGUGUACACAGACCUGUUCAAACAAGUGGGUGGCUGCUGAAUGAAUGAACGUCAAACGCAUGUGGAAGAAAAAAAAAAAACACCCUACUGUAAAUGGUCAUUUCCUGCUCUUCUGGUCGUCAUGGUGAUCUCAUGACUCAUGUACUAGACUACAGUACAGUGUACCUGUAGCUGUGUUGUAUUUAUGUCAAACUAUUGUUGAGAUUGUAAACUGACAGUUUUUGCUAUGCACUGCUCAUCAUUUUGUAUCGUAUGCUCGUUUGUCCUCCAAGUCCUAGUUUAUUUUCUUAUUCAAGAGUGUCAUCAGGAAAUCACCAUUUUCUAUAUUCUUUAUGCGCAGCUUUAGUCAGGCCUACGAGGCGACUGUGAUCUCGUAAAAAUGCAAUCCUAGCUGCUACUAGUGUAGUAACGGUGUUUCUUGUCCAAAUCAAUUGCAUGUUGGUGCAGUUAAUGUAUUAAGAUGUGCAGCUGGUAGCAUUUACCCUCUUUGGAUAUUUAAGUUUAAAAUAAAUACAUUUCUGUUAGUCUAGUUAGGUUUAUUUAUUGGUUGCCUCCAAGUUUCCCUUUUGUAACCGUUUUAUAUGUUUUCAUGGGAAGUUGCUCAUGUUUUGUGAUUGUUUGACCUUUCAUGUUUUGUUCAAUGCUUUCAACUGAAGGAUAUGUUUUUGAUCUAUAAAAAUAUCAUGCUUGAAAGUAAUAACUGCCCUACUUCAUCUGUGCCUCAUGAUGAAUAAU
Molecule: messenger RNA, 6642 nt
Organism: Morone saxatilis (striped sea-bass)
Lineage: Eukaryota; Metazoa; Chordata; Actinopteri; Moronidae
Gene: grid2ipb
Product: glutamate receptor, ionotropic, delta 2 (Grid2) interacting protein, b
Exons: 23
Coding region: 1-3633 (1210 amino acids)
Molecular function (GO): protein binding
Source: RefSeq, a predicted model, not a curated record